AUGGUGCUGUCAAUCAUUUACAGUCCUGCUUUCUCCCUUCUCAGUGAGCCAUGGCUCAUCUGUUUCAUACUCCUGUUCGCCUUUCGCUACGUCAGGCUUGUUGUCAACACUGUCGCGUACUUGCUAUGCAAACCGUGCCAGAUCCCUGACUGCCCUCGCUAUACCACCGAAGAUGUCACUGUAAUCAUACCCACAGUGGAACCAUUCGGACGAGAUUUUGACGAGUGUAUACACUCGGUUAUCGCAAACCGACCAGCGAAAGUUCUGGUAGUCACUGUUGGCGAGGAAAAGACCCGUCUGGCGAAGGAAUUUUGCCAGGAAUUUGGGCUUCUCGUUGAAGUGCUUUCCGUCUUAAAGGCCAACAAGCGUGAACAGACAGUCCGCGCUCUCCAGGAAGUCCAGACGAAGAUUGUCGUCCAAUGUGAUGAUACUGUCUUCUGGCCAAAGACCUUGCUUCCUUGGAUCAUCGCCCCUUUUGAGAAUCCAGAUGUCGGAAUUGUGGGUACCCACAAGCGCGUACGCCGCAAUGGGGGCACUUUCGGAUUGGCUGACUUCUGGAAUCUCUGUGGCGUAAUGCGUCUGGAGCGCACCAACUUCGACUUGGCUUCCACGAACGCUAUCGACGGUGGGAACAGCUGCGUGUCGGGACGGACCUGUGCCAGCCGCGCUACGAUCUUGAAGGAUCCGGAGUUCAUACAUGCGUAUACCAACGAGUACAUUUUCGGCAAAAUUGGUCCACUCAAUGCCGGGGAUGACAAGUUUGUAACCAGGUGGAUGAUCAACCACGGCUGGAAGAUCAAGCAUCAGACAUGCAGCGAGGCCCGUAUUGAGACGAACCUAGGCAUCAAGGGCGGCGGAGCUCGAUUUAGAGGACAAUGUCUUCGGUGGGCCCGAACCAGCGCCCGCGACAACCCCAAGAUGUUGUUUGUCGACCGCAAGGUCUGGAUGGCCCACCGCUGGACGACAUAUGCCAUCCUUCUGCACAGCCUGAUCAAUUUCGCGGCCAUAUACGAUCCUUUGAUCGUUUUCGCACUCUACAAGGCUUUGCAAAACCCUGUCAUCUGCGAAGCCUUCGGUGGAAUCAAGCACUCUUUGCUCUUCCUUGGCCUCUGGAUUCUUGCCAUGAAGUUGGUCAGACCUGCGGGUCACUAUUGGCGGAACCCGAAGGACCUCCGUUACGCACCUUUCAUCAUCCUUUUCGGGUACUACCACUCCUGGAUCAAGCUCUAUGCGCUGUUCACCUGCUGGGACAUUUCCUGGGGUACGCGCGUAGGAGUCGACGACAAAUCGUCGAAGGCGUAG
Messenger RNA from Aplosporella prunicola CBS 121167, 1302 nucleotides. Its product is annotated as glycosyltransferase family 2 protein. The transcript has a single exon. The record is from RefSeq and is a predicted model, not a curated record. Bases 1 to 1302 code for a protein of 433 amino acids. Lineage: Eukaryota; Fungi; Ascomycota; Dothideomycetes; Botryosphaeriales; Aplosporellaceae.